AUGAGUCCCGAAGUGUUGAAGGCCAGACUUGGCCGCGACUGCAAUCAAGUUGGAUGGGGGGCCGAGUUGGAUGUAGCCGACUGCUUCUAUCAGUUUGAGAUGAAACAGCUUGCCAAGUGGUUCGGCAUUGAUGAUCCCCGCAAAACUGCAGAUUGGGCAAAGGCAGGUGUUGACAUCACUGAAGUUUACGAUGAAGACCUGGAGACCAUGGUUCUGCUAAACGAUGAUACAGUGGUAUACCCUGUGAUUGGUGCAAUGCCCAUGGGAUGGACGUGGGCUCUCUUCUUUGCUAACGAAACGGUCGCCGCGAUAGCCCGUGCGACUGCACCUGAGCGACCACUGGAGUGCCGUGAGAAGCUGCCAACGCCACAACUUUGGGAAGGUGAGACCAUUACCUCCACCUAUGUUGAUAAUGUUAAGAUCCAGGAAGUGGCUCGUGUCCGUGAGAAAUGGAGGUUCAUCCCAAUGCCUGAUGACUUCAAAUCUGCCAUUGAGUUUUUUAACAGGCCUGGUAAUCGGGGUGAGGUUGAAAGCCGUGAGCACAUCAAGGCCUUUGUCAGAGCCGGAGUGGGGCCCAACACUGAGUAUGGAGUUUGGCUUCAGCAAGCUUUGGUUGACGGAAAUUGGUUGCAGACAAGUCCGAUUGUUUCCCAGUUCAAAGCUGUUAGAAAGAGGCGUGAGGAUGUUGAGGUCCCGGCAUUGGUGGAACCAAUUCCUUCUGAUAUGGUGAGCGAAGGUUCAUACAAGUUGCUUUGGAUGCGCAAAUGGCGGAAUCCCGAUGAACACAUCAAUAUCAAGGAAGGUCGGGUCUCCUCGAUGAAGUUGCUUUCGGGCACCACUCAAAAGCGGAAAUCGCACAGCGAAAAGCCAGAAAAAUUCGAGCAACGUUUGCUGUGUGGAUCCUUCCUCAGUGUGGCUGCCACUUCUGCCAGGCUUUGGGAAGAGCUCGGCUCCCAUGCCAAUUCCGUCCCAAUCCAUCACCGGAAGACGCAGCCUGGCUGUGGUGUGACGACCGCAUGGCUCGACACCGAGGAGGUGGCGCCGGCCAGUGUGCAGCACGCCCACUGGGCGAGUCAGUGGGCAUUUGCCAGCUGGCAACACUUCCAGCGCCAGGCGGGCGCGAGUUUGCCGCCGGGCAAGCGUGCACUGAGAGCGUGA
Durusdinium trenchii is the source of this 1158-nucleotide messenger RNA. NCBI's taxonomy places the organism in Eukaryota, Dinophyceae, Suessiales, Symbiodiniaceae. The record is from the annotation of a GenBank genome assembly.